Aedes albopictus (Asian tiger mosquito) is the source of this 3412-nucleotide messenger RNA. RefSeq lists its product as uncharacterized. Lineage: Eukaryota; Metazoa; Arthropoda; Insecta; Diptera; Culicidae. The coding region runs from base 1 to 2976 and encodes 991 amino acids. Gene Ontology annotation, biological process: DNA integration. The transcript is spliced from 4 exons. The record is from RefSeq and is a predicted model, not a curated record. Gene Ontology annotation, molecular function: nucleic acid binding.
AUGAUCAUUGGCAUCGAGCACGUACACCUUCUUACCAGUCUCAAGAUCCGUGAAGGUUGUAAGAGUGAUCCGGUCGCAACGAAAACUCGGAUCGGCUGGUGCAUCUACGGAAGGAAUUCUGGUAGCGUAGGGUCAGUAGAGCAACUGAACCUGCAUGUCGGUAAGGAAAUGAGUAACAGUGAUCUGUACGACUCGAUGAAACAGUUUUUCGCCGUCGAAGAAGCCGUGAUAACCAAGCCACUUGAGUCCGAAGAAGAUCAGCGAGCUAACAAUAUCUUGGCAGCGACAACAGUACGACGAGGGUGCCGAAUCGAGUCUGGAUUGCUUUGGCGCAAAGACGACAUCUACUUUCCUGAAAGCUACAAGAUGGCGAUGAGUCGGCUCCGAGGACUAGAGAAGCGCCUGUCCAGGGAUGCAGAGCUGCGCAGAAGAGUGAAUGAGCAGAUUGCGAGUUACGAAGAAAAGCAGUACAUCAGUAAAGGGUCACUAGCAGAGGUUGCCAGUCUGAAUCCACACCGUGUCUGGUACUUACCUCUAGGUGUAGUGAUCAACCCCAAGAAACCAAAUAAGAUUCGUAUGGUUUGGGACGCGGCUGCGAAAGUUGGUGGAGUCUGCUUCAAUGACAUGCUCCUUAAAGGCCCGGAUCUUCUCGUAUCGCUCAUGGAAGUUCUGUUGCGGUUCAGGCAAGGAAAAGUUGCAGUGUGCUCUGAUAUCCGGGAAAUGUUUCUGCGCAUCCUCAUUCGAGAAGAAGACAAGUGGUCACAGUGCUUUCUCUGGAGAAGGAGGCCUGAAGAGGACGUGCAAGUGUAUGUGAUCAACGUGGCAAUGUUCGGUGCAACGAGCUCUCCGUGUACAGCACAGUAUGUGAAGAACUGGAACGCAUCAGAAUACAGUGAACAGUAUCCCCGAGCAGUAGAAGCGGUAAUCAAAAACCACUACGUCGACGACUUCCUCGACAGUGUCAACUCGGUGGAAGAAAGCGGUUUCCAGUUCGGAAAAAUACUGUCCAACGAGCAGGAAGUACUAGACCGACUAGGAGAAACAAGUUCAGCUAUCAGUAAGCCACUGCCCGUAGACAAGGAUCGAGCAUACGAACGCGUUUUGGGCAUUACGUGGAUUCCUUCAGAAGACAUCUUCACAUUCAGCUACGAGGGAUUGGAGGAAGUUCUUGGUACCGACAGGACGGUGCCGACGAAGCGUCAGGUUCUGCGUAUCAUCAUGAAGCUGUACGACCCCCUUGGAUUCGUCGCACACUUCGUCGUGCAGGGUAAAAUAUUAAUGCAGGAAAUUUGGCGAACGGGCACGAAUUGGGACGAGCCGAUAGCAGAACAGUUACACGAUCUGUGGAGUAGGUGGAUCGAACUGUACCGGAAGAUCAACGAUAUUCAGCGACAGUUCUGGCAUGGCUUCGUUCGGACAGUCGUCGCUACAGAAACACUUUGGCGACAAGCUCAAUCCCAGGUGUACUCGGAGGAAAUUCAUCUGCUGUGCGAUGGACAUAGUGUUGCGAAAGGGAGUUCGAUUCGUGCGCUGUCCCCAUUCCUGGAUGAAGGAGGAGUUCUACGAGUUGGUGGCAGAAUCGAACACGCUCCGACUAUCCCAUAUGAGGCGAAGCAUCCUGUCGUAUUGCCGAGAAACCAUCGGAUCACGUAUCUCGUUGUGCUUAGUUAUCAUCAGCAGUUCCUUCACGCCAACAGUGAAACAGUUUGCAACGAGUUACGGCAGCAGUUUUACAUCCCGAGGAUGCGCAGUACAGUUAGGAGCGUCUGUCGCAGCUGUCAGUACUGCAUGAUCAAGAAGGCCACUCCAGCUCCACCGAUGAUGGGACCACUGCCAAAGGUCCGAUUAACUCCCUUCGUCCGUCCGUUUACCUACGUGGGAGUGGAUUACAUGGGCCCCUUCGAAGUUAAAGUUGGUCGCAGUAUCGUAAAACGUUGGAUCUGUCUGUUCACCUGCCUUACAGUACGAGCAGUUCAUUUGGAGUUGGCGCACAGUCUCUCAACGAAGUCAUGCGUGAUGGCGUUUCGACGGUUCAUCAACCGACGAGGAGCUCCACUCGAGGUCUUCUUAGACAACGGCACUAACUUUGUGGGAGCCAGUCGUCAGCUUUCGGAAGAGAUGCAGAGGAUCAACGAUAUCAACUCGGAUUGUGCAUCAACAUUCACCAAUGCCCGCACGCAGUGGCACUUCAAUGCUCCUGCAGCUCCACACAUGGGAGGCCCAUGGGAGCGAAUGGUGAAAUCAGUAAAAGUAGCGAUGACAGCAAUAUCGAACAGUCCUCAUCACCCUAGUGAUGAGGUAUUGGAAACUGUAAUGCUGGAGGCAGAGGGGAUUGUUAACAGCCGUCCACUGACCUACGUGCCCCUGGAAGCAACUGAUAGAGAAGCACUUACUCCGAAUCAUUUCUUGUUGUAUGGUUCAAGCGGAAUUAAACAGCCAACAGUUGCAGCUGAUCAAUCAGUAACUCUACGAGACAGUUGGACCAUCGCUAGGAAUAUCAUGGACGAGUUUUGGCGCAGAUGGGUGCGGGAGUAUUUACCCAUGUUAACCCGAAGGACGAAGUGGUUUGAUAACGUAAAGCCGUUGAGGCCGGGCGAUCUAGUCGUGAUUAUCGACGAGAAUGCUCGAAACUGUUGGGAAAGAGGACGAAUCUUGGAAGUCUUUCCGGACAAAUCAGGACAAGUGCGCCGCGCGACAGUGCAGACAGCCCGAGGAGUGUUCACAAGGCCUGCAGUUAAACUGGCAGUAUUAGAUGUUGUUGAAGUCAGCAAGGAGCCGGAAGAAGUCGUUCCGGAAACGGAAGUGGUUCACGGGGCGGGGGAUGUUACCGGCAACACUGUUCACCGCGAAACGGAGGUGAAACCACUGUCGGCUCCCUCGCGACUAAGCGGAUCCGCCGAAUUAAAUGACAGAUUGACAUCGACGUCAGACAGAACGGAAUGCACGACGUCAGUGGAAAACGAAAACAGAUUGUGAGUCAGCAGUUUGUAAAUGCCUUUGAGGCCGAAGAAAUAGUUAAUACAUUAUCACGAAUAAUUCAGUGAAUUAGAUAGAUUAUCAUACAGAAAAAAUCUCAGUAGGAUUUGAGAAAUUUACCACGCAGUAAGUGGUGACCAGAAUUGUGAAUUAAGGUAUAACUGCAUUGAACUGUGAAUCUAUUGUUUUACUGAUUAUAACCUUAAAGAAACGUGUGAAUAAGUUGAAACAAUUACUGUGUUAUUUGCGCAUACAGAACAGUCUUUCUACGGUGGAACAGUUAGGGACAGAAGUUAACGAAUAAUCCGAACAACAACACUGAAAAUGUAAGUUGAUAUUGUAUACUGUGACUGUUAUAUUACUAAUAAUGAAUUCAAUAUACUACAGCUUUGAAGCUGCUAAUUUGGCAACUACAAAACGGUGUUUGUUCUGACGA